GUAAAACUCUUCUCUUUUUCAUUUUCCUUUAGGUAAACGCCCAGUAUAGACAGUUUACCGUCCAGUCUGAGACGUCAAACUAUGUACUGGCGGUUGACGGUUACAGCGGUAAUGCUGGAAAUGGUUUCCUGGAGGGAUCCAUAGAAUUGUUUGGAGAAAACCGCACAAUGACUAUUCACAAUGGCAUGAUGUUCAGCACCUACGACAGAGACAACGACAACUGGACCCCCGGGGAUCCCACCAAACAGUGCGCCCGCGAGGACGGAGGGGGCUGGUGGUACAACCGCUGCCACUCAGCCAAUCCAAAUGGCCGAUACUACUGGGGCGGAGCCUACACGCGUCAAAUGGCCAAGCACGGCACGGACGACGGCGUGGUGUGGAUGAACUGGAAGGGCAGCUGGUAUUCGCUGAAGAGCAUCAGCAUGAAGAUCAGGCCGUUCUUCGCCUCCAGUUAAUCACGUUUGAGAGCGUCGACACAUAACGCAUACAAGGAAGCCGCCAAAAUAAAAGACAGCAGAGUGUGGCGCGUCUUUGCAACACUCAAUAUAGUGCGUCCUUUAUUUUGAAGGUAACCUUUAUGUUGAUGGACGGACACGUUUACACGCAACUAAAAUGUGAUGAAAUAAUAUCUGCUGUUGAAGUGAAAAGAGCUAAAAAAGUCUAUUUUUAAAAAAAAUAACAUGGAGCCUGAAACUUAAAAGUAAAGUCAAAUAAUAAACGUCAGAUAAAUGUCACGUCUGCAGAUAAAGACAAACCUGGUACUGGUUGUGAAUUAUGUGAUCUGUCUUUUCUUGUUAUGUGUGAUGUCUUCAGUGUGAACGACAAGGACGAGUUGAUGCCAACCGUCCUCCGCUACUCAAUAAACACAUUGAGGAACCUA
Messenger RNA from Plectropomus leopardus (leopard coralgrouper), 880 nucleotides. Lineage: Eukaryota; Metazoa; Chordata; Actinopteri; Perciformes; Serranidae. The record is from RefSeq and is a predicted model, not a curated record.